This is a messenger RNA of Peronospora belbahrii, 1071 nucleotides long. The record is from the annotation of a GenBank genome assembly. Lineage: Eukaryota; Oomycota; Peronosporomycetes; Peronosporales; Peronosporaceae.
AUGGAGCAAAGAGACAAGCAACUUCAUGCAAAUGUGUCGUCAGCACAAACUAGCUUCCAACAUGAGACAAUCUCGAACGAGCUGAGGGUCCAGCAGCGCGUUGGCUCAAUGCUGACCAGGACAGGAAUGUCCCCGAGCGACCACAACAUUUUCUUCCCAUGGAUCCCAAUUUCUACUACUAUCGAUCAUCCUGUCGUUCCAGAUGCUGCGGUACCUCUAUUCAACGAACGACGUCUUGACCCACUCGAGUGGAUAGAGUUACUUGAGCAGACUGAGUGUUUAGAUUACGUGAGCCCUGAUGUUGAAGCGUGCAUCGAGAUACAGAGUCGGAUGGAAAGCAAUCAAGAGCUUGACCUCACAGGCACAGAGUUUAUCAGCAGUCCAGCAAUACCAAAGCUGCCAUCGCUGAAUACUCUUCCUGUGGAGCAUUCAACAGUUUUGAAACCCAUCGCACAUCCUCAACGUAAUAUGCCGCGGCGUCCCGGUUUACGUGAAAAGUUUCCUCGACAGCAACCCCUCACGGAGUAUAACCGUCGCAACUACAUUUUCACUGCUGAACGACUCGUUAAAAACAAGAGACCAACAAGACGGAACAGCUCAGUCACCAGGAAAUGUUUGGAAAGGCCACCACCUCGCUCUGCUAGCCGAUCUCUCAAGUUCGAAGUACCACAGAAUACCAAGCCUAAAGGUACUCGACGCAAGCGAGUUUCAUGGAAUGGACACCCAUUAAGUGCCAAAGUGCUCGCUCGAGGGGACUGUGUAAGCGCCAUGGCGGUGGAAAAAGGUGCACCUAUUCCGGGUGCGCUCGCAGCGACCAAGGCGGAGGAUUCUGCAUCGCGCACGGCGGAGGCAAGAGAUGUGCAAGUGAAGGAUGCCAGAACUCUGCUCAGUCGCGUGGGCUUUGCAAAAGUCACGGAGGUGGUAAAAGGUGCCGUGCAGAAGGAUGCACAAAGAGCAGCCAAGGAGGAGGAUUUUGUCGUGGUCAUGGAGCUGGCAGAACGUCAUCAUUCAAGGCGGAAAUUGUCUUCCUUUAGUUCUUGCUGUAAGUGUAGUAGUAGUCGCCCAGUUUAA